AUGCCGCUUUUAAGCAGCCACAUUUUCGGAUGCCUCGCCACCGGCAACAGCACCUGGAUUCAAUCACAGACCACGAGAAAAAGGUCUUAUGAACUACCAGCUAAAAACAGUUUCUUCGGGGAGGAUAAGAGAGUAAACCACAGCAAACUUAUCAGCGCGACGGGAAAUACCGCUACCUACAGUGAUGCACUAGGUGAUGCCACCGGUGGAAACCCAUCUGCCUACCUCGAUUGGAAAGAAAAGCAAUAUGCUGUCGAAAUGGCAGCAAUCAAACCACCAACGGCGACCGACGUUAUCUCGACCCUGCAAAAAACCAAUUUCUCCUCUGAGGACUCCAUUAUUGCUCUGACCAAUGUCCUUUACGUCAAUCAAGCCCCAACUCUCGUCCUCAGCUCCUCUGAUACUCAUAUCGUCGCCAUACAGCCCUCGUUUUCGCAGCUCGACAUCAAAGAUCUCGACGCGAAGAGUAAUGGACCUCCAACAAUGGACGAGGGUAUCUUCGAGAGGAGGGAUACUAAGGCUGGCCAAGAAGACACUCAACUUUACACCCCGUAUCUCGUGAAAUUGACAACGCGGUUACAAGCUGGAAAGUCGAAAAGUUCAACCCCGUCAAUCGGCCUCCAACUUGGCAAGCUAGUCGUCACAUCACCGACGCUAUUCCCACCAGGUGACCGAGCAGCAACGAAUACGAGUACUCCUUGGCAAGACACGAAUUACGUCGCUGUUCUCAACCCCGUCGACCGCAGUGUCUGGGUGUUAUUCAACUAUGAGCCUAUGGACGACAUUAUGGAUUCGGGUCGUGACAGCCUGCCAGUUCCGUUGCCUGGUACUACCAGUCCGGCGCUUGUACUACCCGAUGCGCCAGUGGGGCAAAUGCCAGUUUUUGACGUCGCGCAACUGCUUCCACCGGCGUCGGUCCAGAAGUGGGCACCUGAAGGUUCAACCCCGGUGUUAUUCACGAUCAGUGAAAUGGUGGGCAGUAUCCAGAGCACCUGUAGCAUGCGUGGCAUGGAGGCAAGCUAUCUUCUGUUGACUGAGUUAGCUGCGGGAUUGUCAUAGAAAGAUUGAACGUAGUUUUGAGCUUCUGAGUAUGAUGUAGCGAUAAUGAACCCCAUUGGAAUGAUUUUUCUUUCGCGUAGGACCAUUAAAAAUGUACGAAGUGGUGAUGGUCAUCCCUAGUCUAGCAGCGACGAUGAUGGAUGUUCGAGCG
Messenger RNA from Hyaloscypha bicolor E, 1210 nucleotides. RefSeq lists its product as uncharacterized. Lineage: Eukaryota; Fungi; Ascomycota; Leotiomycetes; Helotiales; Hyaloscyphaceae. The transcript is spliced from 2 exons. The coding region runs from base 1 to 1059 and encodes 352 amino acids. The record is from RefSeq and is a predicted model, not a curated record.